This is a messenger RNA of Drosophila teissieri, 5974 nucleotides long. RefSeq lists its product as uncharacterized. NCBI's taxonomy places the organism in Eukaryota, Metazoa, Arthropoda, Insecta, Diptera, Drosophilidae. The record is from RefSeq and is a predicted model, not a curated record. Bases 309 to 4742 code for a protein of 1477 amino acids. The transcript has 5 exons.
UAUAGUGAAAAGUCGAGACGUCAUAAUAAACUGAGUUGUUUUUAUCAAUGAUUUCACAAAAUGUGUUUAUAGUGGAUAAUUUUUAGGAGUGGUGUUAAUACCAAUGGCCUACUUAAAGAUAUAUUAAAUCCAAAUGUAUACCCAAAGAAUAUAAACAUAUAUUACUUAUGUGUACACAUCCAAAUACAUGUUAUCACAAACUGCAACGGUUUUACUGGGUGUAACAAUCGGCAUCCACUAUCGAGCUAAAGGCCUAAUUAGCUUAGCCACCGAUACAGUCACCGAUUCACAUUAUAGAAUACGAUAUCAUGCCUGAAACGUACCAUAGCUUUCGAAUAAAUGUGAAAAAGAAGAGUUUAUCUACAUCAGGCUACAAACAUGAUUAUAACAAGGAAAUUAAUAGAAAUUUAAAGGAAAAUCGUAUUAAAAUCUCAACCACCAAUACAAGCGCUAUAUCAGUAUUAAAAAACGAUGUAAAUGCACCAGCUGCUAUACUGAUUUGUGCUCAUAAAACGUUUACUGAAUGCAAUUCCAACAUCACGCGGUUAAAGCCUAGAUAUUUGGGCUCCAUAUUUAUCUCUAUAUUGCCCCCUAAAAUGCAUUCACGUCAACGUUAUGUCAAUUUUUUAUUUAUACUUUUAAUUGCAAUUCACCAUAUUUCCUUGACGAAGUCAUUAUUUUUGGAGGACGGUAGCUCAACGGGCAACAUGACCAUUUCGUCAGAAAAGUCCAAUGGAAAUCAUAACUUCGGCAACAGCACUGGAAUCAACAUGAUUUCCGGGACCUCAUCGAUAGUGCAAAAGGAUUAUUUGGAAAAAUUAAAUAAUAUUGAGCGUAGUGUCGCAGCUGUUCUCAUAAAAGUAGCAUAUGGUACAACCUCAACCACAAAGCGAAGCAUACCAGACACAAGUUAUUCAUUAGGUCUAACUACUGUAGCCACACCGUUUUUAACAACACAGAGAUAUCACUCGUCACAUCAUCAACAACAUGGCGUCGGUGGUCGUCCAAAAAAUUAUGAACUAGACUUGGAAAGGGACCAUGCAUUGCCAACAUCCGCGCCCAACGCUGAUAUACUAAAAAGUAAUAACAAUCCGACAUACCCAAAUCCAAACCGCCACCAUUCACAUGAUAGGGAUCGUCACAGGAACGUCGUACAGCAUACUUCCACGUCAAUACCGUUGAUUCCCAACCUUGUAAAAAAAAUAAAUGGAGCCCAACCACCAACAAUACCAAUGUAUCCUGGUGAUAUUCCAUCGUAUUCUCCGCCGUCUCGGGCCUUUUUCACACCUCCACUUCCUCCAGAAUAUCAAAACCCAUUUGCGGACAAACCAACUUUACGUGGUACCAAUAACGAGGGUCUGCUUGCAGUGAAUAGGCGUCCUAUCCCACCGCCUAGUUUGAUGCCCAGCCAGGACCGAAUACCAAUUCGACCACCAGACCUAGGAAGCAAUAGUAACGACGCCGUUGUCAAUAAACUGACGAACUUAAAUUACGCCCCGCUUGGCAUGGAUGCAAAGCUACGUCUCGAAACAAAUGUCUCCCAUGGAAUAGUGUCGGACACAUCCAUAACAGAACGAAAAAGCUUAAAAGCUUUAAAUACACCAGCACGAACUAGUGGAGAAGAAUUUUUAAACGAAAAGGCCAGUAGCGCAAAAGGAGAGACGUCCUAUGACCCGGAUGCCAUUGGUCCAAAUAAAAGACAGGAAGUUUUACCUAACAUUAGACGUAUUCUGGGAUCAAACGGAAAGAAUGGCGACAUACCAGAGGUUUUGUUGAAGCAGGUAACUCAGCGACCCAUUAUUACAAUGCGGCACCCUCCCUCUUCCCCAAUUGUACUGAUCGAAAAGUCUACAACAAACGAGGAAAAUAUAGAUGCUGAUGUACCUUCCGUGGUUAGUCCUAACAUUAAUCAUAGCAAGUACCAGCCUGGUCAGUUGGAGUAUUAUGAGAAUGCUAAUCAGACUGCAGGGACAACGCCAUCAGCAGCUGCUGCUAUUGGAGAUGUAUCAGCCACUUCAUUUUCAUACGCCACCACAAAUGCGGGUCAGCCCGGACAUACAGGAAAGACAUCUAAUGGUUUACGGGAGCUUGGUACGAGCACAGCUGACCACAAUGCUAUUGGGGCAGCUGCAGCUGCUGCAGUACGCACAACUUGGACAUGGGCCUGGAAUAUUCACAUCUAUCUGUCAGUUGUACUCUUUACUAUUUUAUCUGUAUAUUCGCUUUACAAACUGCUUACCUAUAACAAGCUUACUCAUUUGUUCGCACAGGCAUAUUUUGUGUGCAUUCAUCUAAUACUGAUAAUGAUAUGCAUAUUGAGAAUAUCUUUUCUUUGUUUUGAUGCAUACAAUGUUCAUGGGAGCUUUAAUUUAUUUACUUCAGAGCUCUUGCUUAAUCUACCCUCCACAUUUCUAACAGUUGCUUUCUCUGUUCUUAUAUUGUUUCUCUUCCUUAAGGCCUUAAAUCACAAAAACAAUAGAUACUCUGCUUUGAUAAGACCGCUGACAGUUGUUGUGGGCUGCGGAGUUCACGUUAUACUUUGCAUUACAUUACAUUACGUUGAAUCCUAUACCUUAAAAAAUCAUAACUUAUAUUUUCAACAACAGCAGCAACAACAGUACUUUCGUCGGCAGCAACUUUAUAACCAACAAGGCCAAACUACUGCUACAAUGCCUCCAUCGGCAAUUUUGCCACCACCGCCCCGGGUAUUGACUUUAAUAUGUCAGAUAAUUUACAUUUUUAUAUGCCUUAGCCUGGGGCUACUAUAUCUUUACUUAUACCGCAUUUUAAAACGCAUUCUUCGCAGCAAAUCUCAAAACUAUAUACAUGGUUAUCAAAAUUUGUCUUACGCUAUCCACAUUACGAUUGCAACAGCUCUUUUGUUUGUACUACUGGCAGCCCUUCAGAUAUUCGGAGCUAUAUAUAUUUUAUCUCGUCAAACCAGUAUUGUCGAUGUCGACUGGCUGCAAUGGGGAUAUCAGUUCUCUCUGCGUCUCAUAGAGAUAGCUAUAAUUACGUUAAUAUCCUGGGUAGUUGGACUAAAGACAAGUGUCGGGCACGAUUCUUUAAGCGCUGUUGCUGGCGAUGUUCGAAUGAUUGGUCCAGGCGUGAGUGCUUAUGGCCAAGAUGGUGGUACACCUAACAAUGCCAUUAGAGAAAAACAUGUUGGAAACGGCACAGGCACGCACAACUCAAAUGUGACAAAUUUUUUUCUUCCGUGUACAUCAAGCUCAAGUCAGGAGCAUUUUGAAACUGACUACCCAGCUAUUUGCAAUGCAAAUACAAAUCUUCAUACCUACACAAUGCGGACAGGGAAACUUAUUUACGACGAUAGUUACGCUCUGAAUUCUAUGGGACCAACAACAGCUGCAACUUCAAACGGUCGUCCCUGUGAAUAUCAGCUACAGGAGCCUAUGUACCAGAGGCCAUAUGAUACGGGGUCAAUUGGAAGUACUUUAAAUGGUCAAGCUUCUCAAAACUACAACCAACAACAUCAAUUGCAUCAAAUGCGUUUCCAUGAGCAUCCGACGUAUAUGAGUACGGACUAUAUGACAGACGCUGUUCCUGAUCAUUACGAAAAUCCAAAUUUCAGUUUGCACAGUACCGCCAUUGCAACCACUGAACAAAAUCGAAGAGAUUUUUACGAACAAAAUGGAGUUUGUUCUAACUCAAGUUCUGGGACUUCGCAGCAGCAAGUCGAAUUGUUGCAAAACAAUUGUUAUUCUGAACCACUAGAGCAGGAAAACAAGCCAUAUGAAUUUAACAUCUUUGAGCGACCGGUGUUUAAGGAAAAAUCUGUUCACAGUGUUCAGUCCAAUAGUGAGUGUAUUCAAGACCGACAAAAAAUUUCAAAUGGACGCGAAAAAAAGAUUAACGGUGCACUUGAACGGCAUUUCUUUGAAAGCAAGACUCAUGAGCGCCGAAGUUCGAAUUCAGCUAAUUCGUGCUCUUCAUCAAAUGGGGGAGGUGGAGGGCGAUAUGCAAGUUUUAAUUCAUUUGAACGCGGAUAUUUCAACGGCGUCUGCAAAAGUGGUACUCUAAGUAAUAUAGCCAAUGGUGGUGCUUUGGGUCAAACCCUUGAGUCACCGAUGGCUUCUGCUGAUACUCCACGAAUAGUCGCCAAUGGAGCGCAGACGUUAGGAAUACCAGAUAAGGAUAGACCACGUUACUACCAGAGAACAAGUGCACGUAAUUCGAACUUAAGGUCAUUGGAAACUGGAACUGAACUGUUUAAAAGAAAGCCCAUAAGGGAGAACCAUUUACAAAAGCUACCUUAUGAUCACAAUUCCGAGGAGGAAGACGAUGAAGAAGACGACAUUACAUCGGGAACUAAUGUAGAGUGUACAAACUUGAUAAACAACGAUCACGGUUCUAUUAUUCCUGCUGAAGAUACGGCAUCUAAUUCUAUAUCUAUCAAUGGAAAAACAUCAUCACUUGUCGGUGCAGCAGCAACAAAAAAUUCAAGUUCUCGCGCACAAUUACAUAUUUCAAAUAAAGGAAAGCAACGUUCGGAGUUAUGUACGACUUCAUCAGCUUCGGUGGCGUCUGCAUCUUCAAAUUCAUGCACGACAUCCAGUGCUUCCGAUAGUAUGCUUGUAGCAGACCAAGGUUUUGUACGAUUUAGGCCUAUUGACGUUCAAAAUACUGUUCAAGACGGAAGCAAUAUAGGUUCCGAAAGGACUGCUCUUUCAUCUCUUCGUCUUAAAAGUUGCAGUGCGACUGUAAAUGGCAUCGAUUGCUAAGAUUCUAUACUUCCCAGAUACAUAGCUUUGCAUGUCAUUACAAUAACUAUCUUGUUUUUAUAACUCACUAUCAAUCAAGCGCAGUGUUGAUUGUCAAUAAGUAGUAAAAUAGACACUUUCAACUAUCUUCAAACUUGUGAUAUAUAUAUAUAACAAAACAAAAUAUAAUCUAUAUAUAUGCGAAUUUUCAGUAUACCAACCUAUCACUUGGUAAAUAAUUAUUUAAUGCUUACUCUAAAAUCUAAUUUAACAUUUAAUUUUAAAAAGUUAAAUGCUUAACUGUCUGCAUACUAAAAAGCCUUUCGUUUUCCCAUUAGAUUUAUGUUUUUUUUAUUUAAAAAGCUUUCAUAAAUGUAUAUUUCGUCCGCAACCAUUUAUUAUUUACCUAGUAAAUAUGUAUAUAAUAUUUAAAAAUACUUCAUAAAUAUGUCACAGCAUUUCUCCGUGUAAACAAAUAAUAAAAUUAAUUUCACAUACUGAUUAUGUUUAUUUUAAGUAUCCGUUGCGAUUAAUACAGGAAAAUAAAAUGAAAAAUUAAAUCUUUUUAGAUGUAUUUUUGCGAAGCCUUUUCGUACAAUGAAAAUAAAUAAUUUUGUGCGCAUAUGUAUGGGACAAUAACAAAAACGGAAAAAAAUUCAAUUUUGUCACUUAACACUAAAAUUCAAGGAUUAUUAGUUUUCAUAUACACUAAGUAUUUUUAAAGGCCGACGUACAUAAUAUUGCAAAAUAAGUUUUUAAACCUUAAAUUCAUAUUUAUUGGCUUUCCAAAAUUAAAAGAUUUACUUAUACAAAUUUCUAUUCGUUUGACAUAAGUAAGAAGCCUGUUACAAUUAAACGUUAAUUACAUAGUACUGAUUAGUUAAGGCUUUUGCAUUUUCUAUUGUUAAAAUCUUCAAAAAUAAAUGGAUUCUUAAAAAUAAUUAUAAUUAAUCAUACAAUUGUAAGAUUAUAAUUUUACUAUUUCAAUGCAGCACCGUCAAACUGUCAUGUUAGGAAGCCAUACAUAAAAUAUUAAUAUUAGAGAUAAACUGUAAAUAUUUUUAUAUCUAUAUGUAAUAUUAAUUUCUCUUAAUAUUAAUAAAAUUAUAAGUAUUUACGAACAAUAUUUCCGAAUUAUAAUUAUACAUAAACUUUGUACACAUUGAAAAAGACGCAACAUGUAUGCAUGUUCUUGAAUGUAAUUACCUUAAAUAAGCUAGCCAAGCAAAAAUAAAUAUUAAAUACAGCAUUUA